Verticillium nonalfalfae is the source of this 189-nucleotide messenger RNA. RefSeq lists its product as uncharacterized. Bases 1 to 189 code for a protein of 62 amino acids. The record is from RefSeq and is a predicted model, not a curated record. The transcript is spliced from 3 exons. Lineage: Eukaryota; Fungi; Ascomycota; Sordariomycetes; Glomerellales; Plectosphaerellaceae.
AUGUCGUACCAGCAGCAAGGCUACUACGGAGCCCCCCCUCCUCAGGGCGGCUACCCUCCCCCUGAGGGCUACCAGCAGGGCUACCCUCCUCCCGGCCAGCCCAUGUAUUACCCCCCUCAGGGCCACGCUCCCCCGCCACCUCCUCCCCAGCAGGAGGAGAAGAGCCACGGCUGCCUCUACACCUGGUAA